UACUGGUCAGGGAGCCGCCAACCCCAGGAAGCAGAACCCGGCUCAGCCGUUCAUCUCGGCUCCGGUGUCCGGUCCGACCACCCGUCGCCUUCGGCCGCCGCGCCGGUCACCCAGACCGUCGGGCGCCUCCUCUCGCACCGCGCACCAUAUAGCCUCCGCUCUCCCUCUCCGUCGACCGCCGACCGCCCGUCUCGUCUCGAGCAGAAAAGAGACCGCCGACCACCCAGCGGGCCAGCAUCCGGACGACGAGCCGCCGCGAUGGGCGUCCCGUCAAUCGACUGGGAGGCGGAGAGCCACCCCGCCUACGCCGACUUCGCGGCCCUCCCCUUAUUCGCCACCUUCUUCCUCGCCGCCCGCUUCCUCCUCGACCGCUUCGCAUUCGAGAGGCUAGCAAGGCGUCUGAUUUUUGGGAAGUGGGAUGCGAGGCUUGGCUCCGAGACAGAUGCAGAGAGGAUGAAGAUCAGAAAGUUUAAGGAAUCCGCCUGGAAAGGCGUUUAUUUCCUUUCCGCGGAAUUUCUGGCAUUAGCUGUGACGUACAACGAGCCAUGGUUCACCAACACAAUGAAUUUCUGGGUUGGACCAGGAGACCAGAUUUGGCCAGAUCAAACAAUGAAGUUUAAACUAAAGGGGUUUUACAUGUAUGCUGCUGGUUUUUACAUGUACUCAAUAAUUGCCCUUCUCUUUUGGGAAACAAGGCGUUCAGACUUUGGCCUUUCAAUGACUCAUCACAUAGCAUCUGUAUUUCUCAUUGUAAUGUCGUACAUAUUCAGGUUUGCACGAGUGGGUUCAGUUGUGCUUGCCGUUCAUGAUGCAAGUGAUGUGUUCCUGGAGGUUGGAAAAAUUUCUAAGUACAGUGGACGCCAGUUGCUUGCUGAUGUAUCAUUUCUUCUUUUCGUCAUUUCUUGGGUGAUCCUUCGCCUGAUAUAUUUUCCAUUCUGGAUUCUCUGGAGCACUAGCUAUGAAAUUGUUCAUAUUUUGAACAAGGAGAGACAUAAAUUUUAUGGGCCGAUAUACUACUAUGUGUUCAACUGUCUUCUGUUCUCCCUCCUUGUUCUACACAUAUAUUGGUUUGUCUUAAUGAAGCGAAUGCUCGUGAAGCAAAUUCAGUCUAAAGGGCAUGUUGGGGAUGACAUUAGAUCUGAUUCGGAAUCUGACGAGGAACAUGAUGAUUGAUUAUUUUCAAGAACAUAACACGAGGAUUGAUUGAACCGUGUAGAUUCUGGAGGUCAAGAGGAGCAUGAUGAUUAGUUGAUCUGUUUCUGUAUUAACCGUUUCAUCAUUGCAUAUAAAGCUGAUAUAUUACCAUGCUGUGCCAUGUCCCUGAAUCAUUGUUCUGUUCUGCUAGUCCUUCUCUGUGAAUUUCCCAAAUAGAUGUCACGCGAGCAUUUUACAUUUAUGCAUACUUAGGUCAAACUGAAUAGUAUCACACAGAUACAAUACUUCAUGGAAAGUAUGAGCUGUGUAUA
Messenger RNA from Triticum dicoccoides, 1466 nucleotides. RefSeq names its product ASC1-like protein 2. The record is from RefSeq and is a predicted model, not a curated record. Gene Ontology annotation, cellular component: membrane; endoplasmic reticulum. NCBI's taxonomy places the organism in Eukaryota, Viridiplantae, Streptophyta, Magnoliopsida, Poales, Poaceae. Gene Ontology annotation, molecular function: sphingosine N-acyltransferase activity. The transcript is spliced from 6 exons. Gene Ontology annotation, biological process: ceramide biosynthetic process. The coding region runs from base 259 to 1173 and encodes 304 amino acids.